Molecule: messenger RNA, 667 nt
Organism: Grammomys surdaster
Lineage: Eukaryota; Metazoa; Chordata; Mammalia; Rodentia; Muridae
Product: ubiquitin-conjugating enzyme E2 L3-like
Exons: 1
Coding region: 1-465 (154 amino acids)
Biological process (GO): ubiquitin-dependent protein catabolic process; protein polyubiquitination
Cellular component (GO): nucleus
Molecular function (GO): ubiquitin conjugating enzyme activity
Source: RefSeq, a predicted model, not a curated record
AUGGCGGCCAGCUGGAGGCUGAUGAAGGAACUCAAAGAGAUCCGCAAAUGUGGAAUGAAAAACUUCCGCAACAUCCAGGUUGAUGAAGCUAAUUUAUUGACUUGGCAAGGGCUUAUCGUUCCUGACAACCCUCCAUAUGAUAAGGGAGCCUUCAGAAUUGAAAUCAACUUUCCAGCAGAGUAUCCAUUCAAACCACCCAAGAUCACACUUAAAACAAAGAUCUACCACCCUAACAUCGAUGAGAAGGGGCAGGUGUGUCUGCCAGUAAUUAGUGCUGAAAACUGGAAGCCAGCCACCAAGACUGACCAAGUAAUCCAGUCCCUCAUAGCACUGGUGAAUGACCCCCAGCCUGAGCACCCACUCCGGGCUGACCUAGCUGAAGAAUACUCUAAGGACCGUAAAAAAUUCUGUAAGAAUGCUGAAGAGUUUACAAAGAAAUAUGGGGAAAAGCGACCUGUGGACUAAAAUCUGCCAUGAGUGAUUCCAGCAAGUUUGAGCAGAGACCCCGAGCAGUGCAUUCAGACACCCCGCAAAGCAGGACUCUGUGGAAAUUGACACGUGCCACCAACUGGCGUCUGCUUGUGGCAGUUAACUAACUUUCUACAGUUUUCUUAAUCAAAAGUGGUCUAGGUAACCUGUAAAGAAGGAUUAAAAAAUUCAGAUGUUC